AUGACCCGCCGGAGAUCCUCGGAUCAGACCAAUUCGAAUCCAAGUAUAGCACGGUCAAGAGGACUGACUAGUCAGCCAACUUCCAAUGCUUCGAGCCCGGGCUCAGGUUCUUUACAUGGCGGGCGUUUAUACGCGCCCUCAGAGCCUUCUUCCGCUCUUCCGGGGUACAUGGGCUCCACGAGCUUCACCGCUGUUCUCGUGGAACAUCGCAAUGAGAUCGCAUUCGAGCAAGAAGAGAAUGUGGAAUGCCCAGUUUUGGUGGUGGAACCAGAUCGGAUCCAGUCCGGAGCUGAGGUCCUGCUUUUCCUGUACAAUCUCAAGGUCCGCCGUAAGCUGGUCGACAAGUUUUACUUGCGGUCAUGGAAUGUGGUUGUACCCAAAGUGGUUGUGGAUGCAAUCAUGGACUCCAUUGACGAGAUUUUUGGCGGGUUUAACACCAACGAUUUGAUGCCCCAACUGCAGAGUCUAGCCACUCAGAUCUUCCAGAAUUCCUCGCGAGCAUUGACUACUCAUCAGUCUAUGAAUAUCAAGGACUAUUGCAAUUCGUUCACAGGACGCAAUUUUCGAUGGGAAGCACUUGGCAAUAUUUUCACUCUGUGUGGUCAGCAACUAGUGAUCACCCCCGAGAACGACCCUGUAGUUACCGAGGGGGAUGAACCAGGAACGAAGGACCGACUCUUGGAACAAGUGACCGUGGCCAGUACGAUUUGCCUCAAUUUCUGUGACCAGGCUUCCGCUGCAAAUGAAAUGCUGGCAUAUCUGCAAUAUAACGAUGUCAUGCUACAAACACAGCUUUACGGAGAUUCCAGCUAUCAAGCAUGGCGUCGACUCGGCGAUCUCACAGCGACCAUCUAUGCAGCUGGCCUGCAUGUAGACACCGAAACCUGUCCUUUUUUCCUUCGUCAAUGGCGUCGAUGCUGCUUUACGUCGGCCUUUUACAUGGAUAAAAUGAUGGCUACAUUCGUUGGGCGGCCACCCCUUUUGAAUUACCGAUAUUGCACAUUGACCCCACCUCUGGAUCUGAGUGAUGAAGUCCUUGUUGAAGGGGGUGAGGCUCUGAACCAAGCCAUCUCUGAGCUGGACAGUGCAGGAUGGAGUACAAAUGGGAUUCGCCACCGAAUGUCAACGGGACGAAUUCGAUUCCAACUGUCUGUUUUCAGGGAAAGGACGCUAGAGAUCGCGUUGGGUAGUCAUGAACCGCGUGAUUUGGUUCAAAAGUGCAAUGAAAUCCGUGAGGGUGUACGUGCUGUGUGGGAGUCAACUCCAGACAACCUCCGAUAUGAUCGAAGGCCAAGAGAUGAUUUUCACCACGGGUGGUUGACUCUGGUUUACCUCUAUCUCAACUAUUUAUACACAUGUUUCCUUCUCCAGCGGGCUUUGAUCAAGCACACGAACACCGGGCAGGAGUCGCUCUGUGAACUCUCGCGCCAGGUCCUGAGUAUCGUGAACAGCAUUACCACCAGGCGUAAUCCGAUGGUGGAUCUUGACCGGCAUUACUCUUGGAUUGCCUUGACGUACGGUGUCCCAAGCUCCGGUGUUCUUCUACUUGAACUUUUACAUCAAUCCUGCAAACCUGGACCACACAACGUGGUUCUUCCGCGUGCCGAGCUUGUGCGCAACUUGAGCGUGUUCAUAUCGAUGCUUUCUUGGAUUGCGCGACCUGGGCAUGGCAAUUAUCGCACAUGCAAAGAAGCUGAGAAGAAUCUGUCUCGCAUCCUCGACCGAGUACUCGAUCCACAGCCCGUCCAUCCGGAAAUGAUGCAUGAUGUCACGUCCGAGCUAUCCAGCUUCUUGAACUGGUCGAAUUACAACAGCUGGGACUUUAGCUCGGAUUACUUUCCCGUAGCGAAUGGGUUUGCGCCAUGA
This is a messenger RNA of Penicillium brasilianum, 1866 nucleotides long. Lineage: Eukaryota; Fungi; Ascomycota; Eurotiomycetes; Eurotiales; Aspergillaceae. The record is from the annotation of a GenBank genome assembly.